Molecule: messenger RNA, 1524 nt
Organism: Trichoderma breve
Lineage: Eukaryota; Fungi; Ascomycota; Sordariomycetes; Hypocreales; Hypocreaceae
Product: major facilitator superfamily domain-containing protein
Exons: 1
Coding region: 1-1524 (507 amino acids)
Biological process (GO): transmembrane transport
Molecular function (GO): transmembrane transporter activity
Source: RefSeq, a predicted model, not a curated record
AUGACAAUGCUAGGCUUUGAACAACCAAGCAAAGAAUGUCCCACAACAGCAACUAUCUACGAUGGAACGGGCACAUCCUCUGAUCCUUUUAUUGUUGAGUUCCGCAAUGGUGAUCCGGGAAAUCCCAUGAACUUCUCAUCCACCAAGAAAUGGGUCAUCAUAUUCAUUGUAACCGCCUCGGUAUUUGCAAUUACGCUCACAUCCUCCGCCUACUCUGGCUCGGCAAACGAAAUCGUUGAACAAUUUCAUUGCAGCUCGGAACUUUUUGCUCUCGGAAUAUCUCUAUAUGUGCUUGGUUUUGCCAUCGGGCCGGCCUUGUGGGCACCCCUUUCGGAGCUGUAUGGCAGGAGAAUUCUCUUCAUCACUACGCAUACAUGUGUGGUAGCUUUUGUGGCUGCUACAGCUGGGGCAAGAUCCAUGACCCAGCUCUUAGUCUUCAGGUUUCUUACUGGGAUGAUUGGCGCAUCGCCAUUGACCAACUCAGGCGGAGUCAUUGCUGAUAUGUUCCCUGCGGCACAACGGGGGCUGGCAAUGAUCUUUUUCUGCGCAGCGCCAUUUAUGGGACCUGUUCUAGGUCCUAUUAUAGGUGGUUUUAUUUCUAUGAACGUUGGUUGGAGAUGGGUGCAAGGCGUGUGCAGCAUCUUCAUUGGCAUCGUAUGGAUUGCCGGUUCGAUUCUUGUCCCAGAGACAUAUGGACCAGUGAUUUUACGUGAAAGAGCAGCACGUCUUGCUAAAGAAACAGGGAAGUCAUACAGAAGCGUCAUGCAGCAGCAGAAUGGCACAGUAGCAUCGUCUGAACUCUUUCGCAAAGCUCUAAUGCGGCCCUGGGUUCUUCUUUUUCGCGAGCCAAUCGUGUUAAUUGCCGCCACCUAUCUGGCGAUAAUAUACGGGACAAUCUACAUGUUUAUGCCUGCAUUGCCAAUUGUCUAUCAACGCGGCCGGGGGUGGAGUGAAGGCCUAGGAGGUUUGGCAUUUUUAGGUCUUAUCUGUGGCAUGAUAAUUGGACUUAUAUAUGCCAUCAUCGAUGACAACCGAUAUAAGAAACUCGGCCAGUCGGCAACGCCCGAGUCCAGGUUGCCCCAAGGAGCUGUUGGUGCCGUUGCUUUACCCGUCGGCCUCUUCGCUUUUGCGUGGACUAAUUCGCCAAGUAUACACUGGGCCGUUAGCAUUACUCUUUCUGCUCCAUUUGGUUUCGGUUGUGUUCUGGUCUUUCUAUCAUGCCUCAACUACUUGAUUGACUCGUACACUAUAUAUGCAGCAUCGGUACUUGGGGCUUCGGCAAUGCUCAGGGCAUUUUUUGGCGUGGCAUUCCCGCUGUUCACAGACCAGAUGUAUGAUAAUCUUGGCAUACACUGGGCAAGCACAAUACCUGCUUUCUUAACGCUUACAUGCUUGCCAUUCCCAUUUGUUAUGCUCAAGUUUGGCCAGACAUUGAGACUGAAAUGCAAGUACGCGCAAGAAGCAGCAAAUCUAGGAGCACGGAUGCAAGCGAAAUCCGAUCCUGAAACAAGUGGCAGUGAAUGA